AUGGGUUCUAUACAGUUUGACGCCCCACAGCCUGAGGUUUGCGAUGUCAUUGUAGUGGGAGGAGGAAAUGCUGCGUUGGCAGCGGCGUUGUCAGCUCAUGAGAGCGGCGCACAUGUUGUCCUUCUUGAAGCGGCGUCCCGGGAAGAGCGUGGCGGCAACAGUCGCUUUGCGGGCACAGCGUUCAGAGCAUCCCAUCGAGGUCUGGCUCACGUCAAGACUGUUCUGUGCGAACAGGCACUUGAAGAUGCUGAGCGCUGUUCCAUGUCCCCCUACACGGACGAAGACUACCGGCAUGACCUCCAGUCGACAUCGCACGGUCGCAAUGAUCCGGUCAUGUCUGAGAUCAUGAUCCGGGACGGCUGGGAAACGAUCGAAUGGAUGAAAAGCAAAGGAGUCCAUUGGGAAACGACCUUGCGCAAGUACUACAACGUCGAUACUCAGAAGGGAAUCAUCAUUGAGCUGAUGAACGGCGCUCCAGUGAAGGCUGUGGGCGAUGGGGAGGGGCUGAUUCGAGACUGGUACCACGCCGUGGAAAAGGCGAACAUUACGGUCAAGUACGAUUGUCCGGCACAUGAGCUCCUCGCGUCGGGGGACACCGUCUACGGUGUCAGGACUCGACAGGCGGACAAGUACGUCGACUUCCACGGGCAGGUCAUUCUGGCAUGCGGUGGGUUUUCGGCCAAUCCAGCCAUGAGGCGGCAGUACCUCGGUGAGGGCUGGGACUUGGUACCUGUUCGAGGCACCAAGCACAACACAGGAACCAUGCUCCGCCGGGCCAUCGAGGCCGGGGCACGACCGGUAGGACAUUGGGGAGCGGCUCAUGCUUCACCACAGGACAUCGAUGCCCCUCUGAAUGGAGACAUCACCAAGACGCCGGUAAUCCCCCGUUACUCCUAUACCUACGGGAUCAGCGUCAACGUCGAGGGGAGGCGAUUUUUCGACGAAGGCGAAGACGAGUUUGCACUAACCUACGCGAAAAUUGGGAAGAUGAUAGGCGAUCAGCCUCGCGCCAUUGCUUACCAGAUCUUCGACCAAAAGACCCUGUACCUUCUCCAGACACGAUAUUCUUCGGGGACCCCCAUCGUGGCCGACACAAUCCGAGAGUUGGCGAUCAAGCUGAAGAUCAACCCGACUGUCUUGGAGAGGACAGUUCGAGAAUUCAAUGACGCGUGCCCCGAUGCUGAGGCAGGCAAAUUUGAACCGCAUCACCUGGAUGGCCUCUGCACGUCUCCAUCACUAGCGAUCCCCAAAUCGAACUGGGCGUUGCGCCUGGACCAGGGCCCGUUUGUGGCGUAUGGUGUGACCUGCGGCAUCACCUUUACCUACGGUGGCAUUGCCACUGAUGAGAGGGCUAGAGUGUUGAGCAAUGAAGGCAGGCCAAUGCCAGGACUAUACUGCACUGGUGAAAUAGCAGGCGGCGUCUUCUAUCACAAUUACGCCGGCGGCGCAGGUCUGACGAAGGGUGCCGUGUUCGGACGAAUCGCUGGUCGGGAGGCUGCUUUGCGAGCGAAAGCUGUUGGUGGCAAGAAGGCCGCAUGCUCGUCGGCCUUGCAGAUGAGAUACAGGAAAAGUACAGGAGUACAGGGUGUUUGA
Molecule: messenger RNA, 1593 nt
Organism: Rhinocladiella mackenziei CBS 650.93
Lineage: Eukaryota; Fungi; Ascomycota; Eurotiomycetes; Chaetothyriales; Herpotrichiellaceae
Product: precorrin 3B synthase CobZ
Exons: 1
Coding region: 1-1593 (530 amino acids)
Source: RefSeq, a predicted model, not a curated record